Branchiostoma belcheri (Belcher's lancelet) is the source of this 783-nucleotide messenger RNA. RefSeq names its product zinc finger CCHC domain-containing protein 10-like. The record is from RefSeq and is a predicted model, not a curated record. Gene Ontology annotation, molecular function: zinc ion binding; nucleic acid binding. NCBI's taxonomy places the organism in Eukaryota, Metazoa, Chordata, Leptocardii, Amphioxiformes, Branchiostomatidae.
UUAAAGGUCAGCUUCACAUCGGCGUGGACAGAUACAGGAUUUUGUCCAUUUUUCAACAGUUUUCUUGUGAUUUCUGACGAGUUUGAGAUACCCCAGACAUCCCAAGACGUACAGAAGAAACUGGCGUUUUUAAACUGUUAGAAACACUAUCCUACAAAAGGAUAUAGUGCGACGUUCGGACCUGUUCACUGAGACAAGAGGAGGCAUAUAGGCACAGAGAAAUCAACAAACCAAGAUGGCCUCUCCCAUUCAAAAAUAUAUUCUGGAGAAAAAAGCUGCUGAGAACAAACAGAACGUGCGGUGUCAGAAAUGCCUGGAGCUGGGACACUGGACAUACGAGUGCACGGGGAAGAGGAAAUACACCCACAGACCCUCACGCACGGUGGAGAUGAAGAAAAAACUCAAGGCCAACGAACAACAGAAACUGGCGAUCAUGCCACCAGAGGGAGCAGCUGGUAAAAAGGAGAAGGUGAAGAAGAAGAAAAAGACGAAGGGUGACAGUGACAGCAGUGACAGCUCGUCUGACAGUGACUCGUCAUCCUCCUCAUCUUCUGACUCCAGCUCUGACUCCGACUCUGACUCUGACUCCUCCUCCAGCUCUAGUAGCAGCUCCAGCAGUAGCUCCAGCAGUGGAGGAGAGGAAGAAGAAGAGAAAGAGGAAGAGAAGAAGGAAAGAAUAGCAGCAUGACUAGUGUUUUGGAUGAUGUAGGGUAGCUUGCAUUUAUUAGAGUUGUAAGUGUAAGAACAUAGCCUCUACCAGGCUUCAGAAGCGGCUGGGAAGAG